Exophiala xenobiotica is the source of this 2153-nucleotide messenger RNA. RefSeq lists its product as uncharacterized. The transcript is spliced from 4 exons. Gene Ontology annotation, molecular function: succinyl-CoA:3-oxo-acid CoA-transferase activity. The record is from RefSeq and is a predicted model, not a curated record. Bases 145 to 1854 code for a protein of 569 amino acids. Gene Ontology annotation, biological process: ketone body catabolic process. Lineage: Eukaryota; Fungi; Ascomycota; Eurotiomycetes; Chaetothyriales; Herpotrichiellaceae.
CUCGCCGACCUCUAUCCGAUUUCGCUCAAUUUGCCUCCGACUCUGAGCUUUUGCUUUGAUCUCGUGAAUAUAUCUAGAUUACAUUGUGCUUCGCGGGCAUAUCAUACAUCAUUUAUACAGCCAGUCACGCCCAAGUCGACCACAAUGGCGACGAGAAGGACCUUACUGCUUUGCGUCAACGACAUCAAGACGGCUUCAUGCUCCAACGUCAACACUCUCCUUCCCCGCAGACUAUUGGUCCGCCAAUCAAACAUCAGGCCUUGUGUUUCCAGACAACGAGAUGUUCGAUAUUUCUCCUCUUCGCGCCUUAGAUGGCACGAAGCUGGCGAUCAGCCUGUCAUCGACCGAACAAGAUCAAAGGUCUUCAAAGAUGCGGACGAGGCUGUUGCGGACCUGAAGUCAGGCUCGACCCUUUUUAGCGCCGGUUUUGGUCUUUGCGGUACAGCUGAAACGAUUAUUGCAGCUAUCCACAGGCGUGGGGUUGAUUCACUGAACAACCUCACUGCUGUUUCGAACAACGCCGGCGCUGCAGGUGCAGGUGGACUUUCGCCCCUGACACAGUCUGGUCAGAUCACCCGUUGCAUCUUGUCUUAUCUGGGAAGCAACAAGAAGCUAGAGCAGAAGUAUCUGACCGGUAAAAUCGCCAUCGAACUAUGCCCUCAAGGGACGCUGGCAGAGCGGAUUCGUGCUGGCGGCUCGGGCAUUCCUGCGUUUUAUACCCCAACGGGAGUUCAUACUCUUAUUCAAACCGGCGAGAUCCCUACACGCCUGGGACCGGCUGAUUCCGAAACCAAGAAAUCGGUUGUCCUGGAAGGAGGAAAGCCGAGAGAGACAAGGAUUUUCAAUGGCCGGACGUAUGUCAUGGAGACCGCGCUGACAGGCGAUGUUGCCAUUAUUCGUGCUUGGAAAGUCGACGAGGCUGGCAAUUGUCAAUUCAGAUACACCACCAAAGCCUUCGGGCCUAUCAUGGCAAAGGCCGCCCGCCUUACAAUUGUGGAGGCCGAAAACAUUGUGCCUAUCGGCUCUAUCGAUCCUAACGACGUCCAUCUUCCCGGCAUUUUCGUCGAUCGCAUCGUUCCAGCGACCGUCGAGAAGAAACUCGAAAUCAAAAAGACCCGACCUAGCGGUAAUGACAGCGGCUACGAAUCCGAGGCAUCUGCAUCGUCGAAAUCCGAUGCCAAACCCGAGGCUCUUGUCCGACGGGACCGCAUUGCCCGCCGCGCGGCCAAGGAACUCAAACACGGCAUGUACGUGAACCUGGGCGUGGGAAUGCCUACACUCGCGCCAUCUUUCCUGCCGUCGGACGUCAAAGUCUGGAUCCAAUCGGAGAACGGCAUCUUGGGAAUGGGCGCCUACCCGACCGAGGAAGAAGUCGACCCGGACAUCAUCAACGCCGGCAAAGAGACGGUCACUUUGGUGCCGGGGGCGUCGACGUUCGAUAGUUCCGAGUCCUUCGGCAUGAUCCGCGGCGGACACGUGGAUGUCUCGAUCCUGGGCGCCCUGCAAGUCAGCGCGGCAGGUGAUCUGGCCAACUAUAUGAUUCCGGGCAAGGUGUUCAAGGGCAUGGGCGGCGCGAUGGAUUUGGUGUCGAACCCGGACCAGACCAAGAUCGUGGUCACGACGGACCAUGUCGACAAGUAUGGCAAGAGCAAGAUCGUGGAGAAUUGCUCGUUGCCCUUGACCGGGGCACGCGUCGUGAGCACCAUCAUCACCGAUCUGUGUGUGUUCCAGGUCGAUAGGGCCAUGGGCACGUUGACCUUGACGGAGCUCGCGCCCGGUGUGACGGUCGACGAGAUCAAGGAGAAGACGGAUGCGAAUUUCGCCGUCGCUGAGAACUUGGCGAAGAUGGAGUAAGCCUUACGUGGGCUAGCUAGCUAGAUCCUCAGUACUAGUACUAGUGCUCUGAAGAGUGUGUGUAUGAGCUGGAAGGGACUCUUGGAUGAGGUUACGACAUGGUUGGUGGCAGUGGGAUGGCGCUAGGUGCGUAAGGCGCGUGUGGGAACUUUUUCUUGCCGCAGAUGUGAGGCGUUUGAACUCUGGAGGUUUGAUCGGACCAAUCGAGUCAAGGACAAAUGUUGGAAAAGCGUACAUCGGUAGACGAGAGCUCUGAUAUAUACUAGCUAGCAUGGCGAGCAUAAAUGCACAUAUGGGAC